Candidozyma pseudohaemuli is the source of this 5493-nucleotide messenger RNA. RefSeq names its product anthranilate synthase component I. The coding region runs from base 1 to 5493 and encodes 1830 amino acids. Gene Ontology annotation, biological process: L-tryptophan biosynthetic process. The record is from RefSeq and is a predicted model, not a curated record. Gene Ontology annotation, molecular function: anthranilate synthase activity; protein binding. NCBI's taxonomy places the organism in Eukaryota, Fungi, Ascomycota, Pichiomycetes, Serinales, Metschnikowiaceae. The transcript is spliced from 3 exons.
AUGUCAGAAAAUGACCAACUCAUACAGAGCUUUGUAGCGGUGACCAGUGCACCCAAGUCCGUUGCAGAGCAGUUCUUAGAGAAGAACAAUGGCGAUCUUACCCAGGCAAUUGAGGAUUUCUACGCCUCCAAUGAAGAGGGCUCGUUCGAACCUACUACUGGACAUGAAGCAGAGAAACGGGCUCUGGGUCUGAAAGCGCGUUCCAAGCCAUCAGGAUUCCGUACCUUGAGAGAUCUCAACGAAGACUCGGACGAUCCCGAGAACACAGACACCAAUUUCUUCACUGGUGGCGAAAAGUCAGCGUUGCAAGUGGAGAACCCUGAUAAAGACAAGAACGAGGGCCACCAGCCUUCUCUUAUUGAGAGAAUCUUCCAAAAGGCGCAAGAGCAAAUGGACGAGCCAGAUGACCGGCCAUCAGCACAAAUGGAGCAGCAACAGCCGUCCAACUUUGUCGGUGCUGGGUUCAAGCUUGGUGAUUCGGAGCAGCCCCUGGAGGUAGUUGAAGACCCAUUUGCUAACGCAAGAAAUAGACCAGCAAAGGUGAACAGAGAGAUUGUGUUUUGGAGACAGGGCUUCACUGUGGGAGAUGGGCCUCUCAAGAGAUACGAUGACCCAGAGAACCAACUUCUCUUACAAGAAUUGAAGCGUGGCCGUGUGCCUGUGUCUUUGUUGGGAGUCGAGUUUGGCCAGGAUGUCGACGUCUCGGUGCUCAAGAAAACAGAUGAGGAUUACGUUCCUCCUAAGCGCAAGUUGGGUGGAUUCCAUGGCCUGGGCCAGCGCUUGGGUUCACCAGUACCAGGAGAGAGCUCUGGAGCUUCUACUCCCGUUGCUGAGCCUAAGCCUGAAGAAAAGAAGGAACCUGUGAAGCCUCAGGACCAGGGCGCCGGUGACUCUUUGGUGCAGAUUCGGUUUGCAAGCGGUAAGAAGGUGGCACACAAGUUCAAUUCCACGGAUUCCAUCGGCACUGUCUAUGACUUUGUAAGGAACCAUGAAUACAACAGCGAUCCGCUGAGAUCGUUUGUUUUGUCGCAUGCGUUCCCAGUGAAACCCAUUGAGGAGUCUCUGGGAGUGACCGUCGAGGAGGCGAAAUUGAAGAACGCUGUGAUUACGGUGCUGGAUACCGUCUAUAGAGAUGAAGCACAACUCAAGCUUCAGAAGUAUAUGCACCAUCGCAAGCAGUUUCUAGAUCCAAAUUCAGCAUUCACAAACUUACCACAUAAAAACUUGGAUAGUCUCAUUUAUGAGAACACUUUUGAACCCUCACAGACCUGGGAGGAGAUCACCACCAACAAUAGAACCCUUCCACCAUGUGCUGGGUCAAUUAUCGAAUACCAUGACGUCGAAAGCGACUCCAGCAGCCUUGCUCUUGUCGUCAGAGAACUGCAGUCAAAGUUCAAUGAGAACCAUAAUAAGCUUAUCGUGCUUACUCUGGAUAAUGAGCUUUCGAGGGUGUAUCCUCAAGAUAUCAACUUUGUGGCCUACCAGGUAUUCGACGCUGAAUGGAUAGAAUCCCUAGGUAUCUUGUAUCAUCGUUUCGCAGAAGAGUAUGAACCGCGGCUACAGUUGGUGGACAUACUCAGGCAGUUCAUCACAACCACAAGAGAGAUGCAACCAGAAGUACAGAAAGAGCUUAAAAAAGUUUAUGCAACAAUAGCUUCGUCCGACAAUGCUAAUUCGACCAGCAUUUUAGCGGUGGCAAAGUACAUGGACUAUGACUUCCAAAGCUAUUUUCAUCAAUCGGCAUAUCUCAUGGUGAUUCACUUGGAAAUGUGCCACGAUGUGACACGUUGGGUGGUUCUGCUGUGUAUCCCAAAAAGAUCGACCAAUCUUAUAUCAGCGCGUUGUUCCAACGACAUUCCUCCGGAGACAGUCUACUUCGCUAAUCUGCUUAACAAUCAUGAUGCGAUUCUGGACUUCCUUAGUUACGACGAACUGAAACUCGAGGAGUUCAAAGCUUUUCUUGGAAAACUUAUUGAGCUGCCAAAAAGCUAUGAUGAUCUCAUUGUUGAACUCAAUAUCUGGCUGGGCAAGCCCUUUUUGCAUGCUUUUAAGGCGUUAACUUUUGCAUUAAUCCACCCACAUAUUCGUCUUACUAGCCUUAUUGGAAAACUCAUUUCAGCACAUUCAUCUCAACCCGCAAGACUUCUGGACAUUGAGGAUUUGCUCGUACAAAUCGGGCUUUAUAAUAACCCUAAGAAUCCUUUGACAAACCCAGUCUUAUCUUCCAAUCUAUUGGGAAAGCCUUCACUUGAUCAGCUAAUGGUGGCAUCCCCGAAGGAGCUUAAGCCCUCCCAGCCAGAGCUUAUUUCGGCACGAGUAUUGUCCUCUGGGCAACUCGAUGACAAAUUUCGCCACUUGCGUAAGUCGAAGCGUUACUUUCUGGAUCACGUUAUUUAUAUGCUACCGUCUGAAAAGAAGUUUUCAAGCAUCGGAAUUUCACUUGAAAAGAUUAACGCCAGAAAGUUCCUCAUCAAUAUCCAUGUGCCUGAUGUGGCUGCGAGAAUCGCCCCAGCAAGUCCCUUGUUUGAAGAGGUAUCCAGGCAUUCCUUUUCAUUAAGGUCAUUAAAAAACCUUAUGGGCAAAGAUCUGAUUGAGAUUUUGGCCAAGAAUGUGAGGGAGGAACUUCUUUUGAAGCUGAAUGCAAGAGUCACCAGUGGUGAAUUCUUCAGCGUGGGAGAUUUCAAAGAGGAUUCCGAGUCUCAUGAAAUGAAGACAUGCAUGACAGUAACGUACGAGUAUAACACAUUUGCUCUGUCUCCGCUCAAAGAGCUUGGAAAUGGGGUAUCCGUUACCUUCGACAGAGUUCUGGCUCACCAAGUUAAGGAACUCAGCUGGGAUCUUCUCGAUGAUGCGAUCUCAGGACGUCUCGAGACGGGUAUUUUAAACACUUUCAAGUUGUUCAACAGACGGCAGCCUACCGAGGAGAAUGACUCUCGCGUUACACUAGACGAAUCUGACAUUCUGAACCUCGGAUUUAUAUUCAACGUGAUGAAGACGCAUUUCAACACUAGGGCAAUUCGCUGUGCUUCAGAGCCUCAUCCCGCCAUAUUCCAACGUUCGAUCUCAAGGUCUUUAAGCUAUAAGACUAAGGACGAAGAGGAGUUGAUCCAUACCGAUUUGGCUCUUCUGUCUGUUGAAAAAGCGCUGAAGUUGGGACUGGCGAUGUUCUUUACAGGUGAGAUUAAAACCUUUCUUGGCUCGCUUGUGGCCUCAUUCUGUCACAGGGAGUCUAUCCCGGUAUUGGCCAGGGGCGACGACCUUCUCAACCCGGAUGAGGAAACGCCAAGUUAUGAAGGUCUGGAUGCUGAUGAGGUUUUUGUUUCCCACGACAAUAAGCUUUUACCGAACUAUUAUUGCAAUUCCUACUAUCAGGCUAUCAUGGCGAAAGAUCGACAUGGUUUUGUUUCUUUACCAGCUUUAAUAAUUGGCAAUAACUAUUUGGGCAAGCCAACUCUUGCAUUGGGUGGAGACACAUACCUGUUGACUAAAGGCCUUCCACGAGGUCGAGUGGAGGUUUCUGACGCUAUGAGUAACGUCGAGGCAUAUUUGAACCAGCUUCAAAUACUUUCUUUCAUUAAUCAGCAAAAGAUUUCCAGCAGAAACUACUUACAUCUGGUGGCACAGACGCUGCAUUACAAAGCAUUGGGGUAUCCUGUUCAUGGCCCCUUAUCUGAAAAAUUCAUGAGUGAUCAAAUUAUCAAGUUGCAAGACGCCAAACUUGGUUGCGACUUUCUCAGCGACAGAUACAAUCGCUACUGGAAACUCAAAUUCCUCGAGCAGCAGAUCAAAGCUGAAGAUGACGAUUCUGACACUACCACAUUCUCGUGUGUCGUGACUUCUACUGGCCAUGAGAUUGAUCUCAAUUCAAAAUUGGCACGUUGUUGGUGCACCGACCUUGCACUAGAGGUUGACCUAUUAGUACAUCCAUACAAUGACUUGAGCAUAGGCUCGAGUAGCACUCUCCAGCCGUCAUUGAAGGAUUUCAAGUCCUUGGUGGAAAACGCCAAAGAAAACCACGAUGCUCCAAACUUGUACCCCAUCUACAAGUACGUUGCCAACGAGGAUUUGACCGUCCACCUGGCUUACCUCAAGUUGUCUGAUUUGAAUAAUUCAGACAGGCCGGCCUCGUUUAUGUUUGAGUCGUCUGUCAAUGGUGACUCGGUUGACAGAUAUUCGUUUAUCGGUAUCAACCCAAGAAAGAUCAUCAGAACCGGCGACGAUGCUGAGAAAUACGAUGCUGAGUACAACAAUGUCGACCCGCUUGUCAUCUUGGAAAAAGAAUUGGAUCAGUAUAAGCAGGCCAAGUUGCCUGGUUUGCCACCUUUGAAGGGUGGUGCAGUUGGAUACAUCUCCUACGACUGUAUCAAGUACUUUGAACCCAAGACAAGAAAGCCAUUGAAGGACGCCUUGCAGGUGCCUGAAGCUGUCUUGAUGCUUUGUGAUCUAAUAGUCGUGUUCGAUCAUGUGUAUCAAAGAUUCCAAAUCAUUAACAACGUCAAGGUCGACAAGGACACGGAUUUGUCUGCUGCUUACGAAAAAGCGGAAAAAGAGAUCUUGGACGUUCAGGCCAUUUUGCAGGCCCACAAGCCUUUGGAGGAGCUCAACCCCCACCAGCCUCCUAUCAAGCCAGACCAGACCUUCACCUCGAAUAUCGGAAAGACUGGCUACGAGCUGCACGUUUCGACGUUGAAGAAACACAUCAAGCUAGGUGAUGUCAUCCAAGCUGUGCCCUCGCAGAGAGUGGCUAGACCAACGUCGUUGCACCCAUUCAACAUCUACCGUCAUUUGAGAACCGUCAACCCUUCACCCUACUUAUUCUACAUCGACUUGAAGGAUUUCCAAAUCAUUGGAGCCUCGCCAGAAUUGUUGGUGAAGUCCGAUGAAAAAGACAAGAUUGUCACCCACCCUAUUGCUGGUACGAUCCAGAGAGGCAAAACUAACGAGGAGGACGAGCGCAAUGCUCAGAUCUUGCGUUCUAGUUUGAAGGACAGAGCCGAACACAUCAUGUUGGUUGAUUUGGCCAGAAACGACGUCAACCGUAUCUGUACGCCUGAGAGUAACUCCGUGGACCGUCUAUUGACUAUUCAGCGUUUCUCUCACGUCAUGCAUUUGGUGUCUGAGGUCAGUGGUACUUUAAGAGAGGGCCAGACCCGUUUCGAUGCUUUCAGAUCUAUCUUCCCUGCUGGUACUGUCAGUGGCGCUCCCAAGGUCAAGGCCAUGGAGCUCAUUGGUGAAUUGGAGAAGGAGAAAAGAGGAGUUUACGCUGGUGCAGUGGGCCACUGGGGUUACGACGGAAAGACCAUGGAUACCUGUAUUGCAUUGAGAACGAUGGUCUACAAGGACGGUGUUGCGUACUUGCAGGCCGGUGGAGGCAUUGUCUUUGACAGUGACGAAACGGAUGAGUACGAGGAGACGAUGAACAAAAUGAGAGCCAACAACAAUACGAUUGUUGAGGCAGAGAAGAUCUGGCUUCAGAAAGUUGGAAGCGAGUAA